GUUGGGAUCUUUGGCAGUUCCUUCAAUUCCGGGAUUGGUUGGCUGACACUGUUUCUCGGUUUUAUUCUCAUAAAUUUUGGAAGGGUAUUAUGACUUUAAUUAUUUGCUAUCCUUUGGGCUAUUUGGCUUUCUCGGAACCAAUUAAGAUUCAGACAUGCGGUUUGGUCGCCCAGGACAAUUGAAGCUUUGGCUGAGGAUUGGUUCCACCGUUGUGUCCAGUCUCAAGAUUGGAAGAAAUCUGUGUAGGGAUCCUGUUCGCCUGGUUCGCCUAUGCUUUCAGGUGAUCCAUGGUUGUGUUUGAGGGGAUUACCUGGCAUAAGCCCCACAGUUUGUUUGAUCAUUGAUGGAGCUUGGGAUUGGUCCACUUGUAGGGUUGGGGCAUGUUGAAUUAUCCGUGACCUUUAUUCUUCGGAGGUUCUGGGUGGAGGUAGUAGGGCUUUUUUGUCUGGGUCGACAUUACAGUCUGAGCUACAAGCUUGUUUAUGGGGUCUUCAGGCGGUGGUUCGCAAAAGUUUCUUGAAGAUUCGAAUUCAUUCUGAUUGUGCGACCCUCCUUUCUUUGCUUCUAAAUUCAGGUCAAAUGGACAUUUCGGUUUGGUGGCUCAUUAUGGAAUUGCAGGCGGUUGUUGAGUCUUUUUUGGUGUGCCAAAUUCGUAAAGUUCCUCGGUUCUGGGUUUCUCCGGCACAUUGGUUAGCUAGUUGUGCUCGAUGACGGCAGUUGUUGUUUUUUCAUUUCUAGUUUUUUUCUUUUUAUGUUGUAGUUUGUUUUUUUCUUCGAUAGUUCUUUUGUCCAAAAAAAAAAAAAAAAAAAAAAAUUGUAAUUUUCCUUUUUUCUUCCGCAAAAGUUACGUCUUACGUGCUCUCUCUUUUCAUCCUCGUUCCCCUCUCUAUUUUUAAAGUUCUGAACUCUGGUCAGCACUUCGCUAACAAUUCUCAGGUAAGGUAACGAAAUGUAAACUACUCAUAUUUGAAUUUUAUCCCUAAUUUUUCGACAUUAUUAUCAACCUUAAUUUUUUGGCAACAAUUUCUGCAUUUUAUUUGAUUAUUCGUAAGUUCCGUAAUUUAAGACAAGCAUUAGCAUGUAUAAUUUCGUUGUCAAAAGUAUAGCAGUAAUUACUUAAUGCUGGGGAUUUUGAUGGAAAUCGAAUUUUAUUUUCUGAGUUACCUAUUUUGCAGGAUUGAAUUUUCAUUUCCAUUUUUGUAAAUUUGUAUUUUUUUUUGUUUAUCAAAUUGCAGGUAUUUUUUUUUUGCUUGCAAUAGCAAAGGAAUUACAUUUUCUUCAAUUUCAAUGUAAUUUUAUCAUUGUAUAGCGAUUUUGUGAUUCGUUUGGGAGACUUUUCGAAUAACGUAAAUAAGGCAGAAGUUUUUUCUUAAUCAUGGUGGAGACGAGGCCUUUCAAGACAAAAUUAUGUGUACUUUAUGAGAAGGGUCGUUGUGGACGUGAUACAUGUACAUUUGCUCAUGGUGAUCCCGAGCUUCGACGCUUUUCGGGUUCUUUUAUGGAUAGGCCAAUCAACAGGGAUAAUGACUUAAGGAGUAAGCUUGACAGGAAGCGUUCUCCACGUCAUAAGUCUUCCCCUAGAAGAGAUGCAACAGGAUCACGAGCGUAUAAAAGGUUUAGUCCAUCACAACUGAGUAAAAGAAGAAAAUUAACGACACAUGAGCAUGAGGAUGGUCAAAAUAAAAUUUCUGGGGGUUUCAAAUGUCAAAAUGGGUCAGCAGAAAGCGAGAAGGACAAACUUCAUAUCUUAUCUAAUUCCAGAAACGUGGUUGAGGAUGAGCUUACACAACUUGAGUAUGAAGUUGAUGUGCUAUUUAACCAAAAAAGUCAGAUGGAGAUUGCAUUCCAGGAGAGGGUACAAGAAGCAGAUAAUUUGUCUUCUAGGAUUAGGGAUCUCGAGGCUCAAUUGUGUGAUGAAAAGGAAAAAUCUAAAAAAGUUAAUUCAAAAAUCAAGAAGCUCAUUAGGGCACAUGCUCAUCACUCUCAGCUGCAAGAUGAACUGAAGAGGUCUCAAAUUCAACUUGAACAGCUAGUGGGGGAGCUUGGUACAGAUGCUAUACCGAUUGUUGGUGUUAUUAAAAACCUGGAUGUCAACAUUAUUAGUAAUGAAGAAUUUCCAGAAGUAAAAAACUCUGCUUCUCCUGCAAAGAAGCAGGUACACGAUACCAUGAAAGCCUCAAAAGAAAGAAAGUCAGCAGCUACGGCAAGAGGCCAUGGAGCCAGAGUUUUGGGUUCUCGGAGAAAUCCACUUGUGCCCUUUGGUGGUCAUCAAGAAUCUGUGGCAGGACUAUCUAAAGAGAACCCCCAGCUGCAAAAUAUUGCUUCUAAGCACUUUGAUCCUUUUGAUAAGCAGGUGAAAGAGUCAAAUUUUGUGGUGCCACCAACCAGCAUGGCUGCUCAUGCAGUUGAUGAUUUUAUUGAGCUGGAAGCAGAAGAUUAUCCUGAGAUGCUAGGAACUCCGAAAUGUGUUGAGAAUAGCUUGCCGUUUCUACUUCCUCCCCUUCCUACUGUAUCACAAAAUAAUUAUAUUCAGUAUGAGGGUGAUGACGAGAAUGUUGAUGUGGACGGACGUGAAGAACAUGAGGAAGUGGAUAUAGUGUAAAUGCUAGGUGAUGAGAUUUAUAUCCUCCCUUUUUUUUUUUUUUGAUAACCGCUAAUUUUUGAUACUGCGGAACCGUGAUCAUUUUUUAAAUAGGGUAUUAUCAAAAUGAUUUAGUGUAGUAAUGUAGCCAUUGCACUCAGUUUGCUUCAUGAAGUAUGUUAAGCUCGCAAUUUGAGUCUGCUUCAUGGUAUGAUAAGUUCAUUUUUGACUACUACGAAAAUACUUGCAUUAUGCCUUGUAGUAUAAAGAUUGACAUUCCCUA
Messenger RNA from Chenopodium quinoa (quinoa), 2864 nucleotides. Its product is annotated as zinc finger CCCH domain-containing protein 13-like. The coding region runs from base 1376 to 2602 and encodes 408 amino acids. The record is from RefSeq and is a predicted model, not a curated record. NCBI's taxonomy places the organism in Eukaryota, Viridiplantae, Streptophyta, Magnoliopsida, Caryophyllales, Amaranthaceae. Gene Ontology annotation, molecular function: metal ion binding. The transcript has 11 exons.